UAGGACCUCUACUCUCAAAUUCUCAAUGUCAAGUUGCCUUCAUUCUGACCCCGCUUGACCGGCUCUCUCUGCGUUCAAAUACACGUAAAAAAAUGGCGACGAAUUCACGUGGUCAUGGCGGCUGAUCACUACUUGAAAAAUACAACUGUCUAAACCUCCUCUUAUCUUCACUCGUAUGAUGGUUCAUAUAUAUAUGCGCAUUCCUCUGCUAACUAAUAGUGCACAAAUUCAGCAAAAACACUUCGAUUCUACUCCUUCAAUUAUUGCAUAUCAGACAGGGCACCAGUUUAGACAGGAAACUCCAUGGAAGCUAACAUUUCAACUCGUAUUUAAUUAUUGCAGAUCAGACAGGGCACCAGUUUAGACCUCGUUUUGAGUUACCGGUGAAAAGUUCACGCGUGCUACUAUCUCAAGUGUUUAAUAUCAUCCUCUAGGACCUCUACUCUCAAAUUCUCAAUGUCAAGUUGCCUUCAUUCUGACCCCGCUUGACCGGCUCUCUCUGCGUUCAAAUACACGUAAAAAAAUGGCGACGAAUUCACGUGGUCAUGGCGGCUGAUCACUACUUGAAAAAUACAACUGUCUAAACCUCCCCUUAUCUUCACUCGUAUUAUGGUUCAUAUAUAUAUGCGAAUUCCUCUGCUAACUGAUAGUGCACAAAUUCAGCAAAAACACUUCGAUUCUACUCCUUUCAUCACUUUCUUAGCUAGUCGACGACAUUGUUGCUGCUUCAAUACAUUCUUUCCACGGUCUACGUACUAUUUGUCAUCAGCAUGUAUCCAUCAAAGCAAGACACCGCUCAUGAGAUGAACCAAAAGCCAUCACCUCCCUUGCCACCAGUACCGGUGACCGGCCAUCCAGUAGGACACUUCACAAACCAGCAUCACAAUGAGAUUCAUUCUCACCCCAUUCAGCAUCAACAGCAGCAGCCCGGUCGUUGGUCCUCCGGUCUUUGUGACUGCUUCUCUGACAUCCCUAAUUGUUGCAUCACAUGUUGGUGCCCGUGCAUCACUUUUGGACGGAUCGCUGAGAUUGUAGACAAAGGAACAACAUCCUGUGCUGUAAGCGGAGCAAUUUAUGGCGUACUUUUAUGGUUCACUGGUUGUCCUUGCAUAUACUCGUGUGUAUAUCGAAAUAAAAUGAGGAAGCAGCUGAUGUUCGAGGACAGACCUUGUAAUGAUUGCUUGGUUCAUUUCUGCUGUGAUGCUUGUGCCCUGUGUCAGGAGUACAGAGAGCUCAAACAUCGUGGAUUUGAUAUGACAAUGGGUUGGCAAGAGAAUGUGGAGAGACAAAAUGGUGGAGUGACCAUGAUCGCAGCAGCACCGCCCGUUGAACAAGGCAUGAAACGCUGAAUGAGCCAUGCAUGCUCUGAAUGUUUGUGUGUUAUAUGUGCGGUAGAAGAGAUCAGGAUUUCAGCUCAAAAAGAAGAAGAAUAAAAGAUGUGAUCUAGAUUGUGCCGUUGGCAUCCUUGUAUGUUUUGUGCUGCUAUAUUUCUCUUUUCUUGUAUUUGUUUUUUUUUAUUAUUAUUAAUUGAGAUCACAAAAGCAAUGUUGCUCAAUCUUGUACUAUCAUAAUCUGCUUCAGAAUAUGUUUGGUAUUGAAGUAA
This is a messenger RNA of Populus trichocarpa (black cottonwood), 1603 nucleotides long. Its product is annotated as protein PLANT CADMIUM RESISTANCE 2-like. Bases 771 to 1349 code for a protein of 192 amino acids. The transcript is spliced from 4 exons. The record is from RefSeq and is a predicted model, not a curated record. NCBI's taxonomy places the organism in Eukaryota, Viridiplantae, Streptophyta, Magnoliopsida, Malpighiales, Salicaceae.